Molecule: messenger RNA, 1551 nt
Organism: Sungouiella intermedia
Lineage: Eukaryota; Fungi; Ascomycota; Pichiomycetes; Serinales; Metschnikowiaceae
Source: the annotation of a GenBank genome assembly
AUGGGAAAAUCUCCAGGGCAGCACUUAGCAUCUUGUUUUUGUCAUAAGAACUCCCACUGCACCUGCCCUGUCAAAGAAAAGAAAUCUUCUGCGGCUAUUAAGAAGGAGAAGAAAAUUGCCGAAAGCAUUUCAAAUGUUGGCUUCGAAAAGGAUGUAUUCGGAGAGGAGAAGCACUUGGAACCACCAGGUUCUGCCAUAGGUGCGAAUUACCUAGUCGAAGAUGUGGUGAUGCCUUUUGACACAGAGCAAGGACUUUUGGGCUAUUUCUCAAAUCAACUGCAAGAUCAAUCUGAAAGUGAUCAAUACAGCGCGGGAAGCAUGAAUGCGAGAGGCAAUUACAGAUCUAUCGACGGUUUGUUUGAUAGCAAGCCCUUACAUCCACAGCAACUUCAAGCGCUCAAUCAAUUUCCAAAUCCUCCAUCUGACUCUGACUUGGAUAUCGUUGAAAAUAUGUUUCCUCUUUUUCCCCUAGUCGGAAACUGUUCAUUUGACGAUAGCAAGUCUUUACCAUUACUGCCAUUGCCGAAUUCCGAUAAUCCACUCGGCAAUAACGGCACAAGACCACCACAGGACUCGAAAGGUCACCGUUCGAAAGAUGAUGACAGACUGUUUGUUGCCACCAGAAUGAACUCAAGUAGUAGUUCAAGUAACUUUCACGGGAACCCUUCGCUCGUGCAUUCUAGUAUUGGAAUUAGUCACCAGUCAACCACAUCUCUCCCGGGUAUGACUACCGCUGGUCAUACUCAACAUCCUCGACCUUUGAAGGCUUCUGCGUCUACAUCGUUUGGCAAUGUUGGCAUUAGUCAACAAUCAUCUCGUCCAAGAAGACCAGAGAGCGUCUUAUCGAUUGCAUCAACAUCGUCAAACACAAGCAAGCAAAACUUGUUUGAAGCAUCGGCUACUACACACCAUAAUUUACCAAAACUGGCAAGUUCAGGAGCAUUUCCUCCGUUCCACUUGUCAGAGAACAAUUCCACAGACGACUUCAACCACCCUUAUUACGAGUCAUCAAGCCUAUUUAAUGAUGCGCAGCUGCUCUCUAUUUUGAGUGAUUACGAUGAUACUUCUCGUAUUGGCCAUGGGAAUGUCACUCCUCAAUCUUCCUUGCCUUCGAGACAACCGCUGCAAACGAGGCGAAAGACUUCUUUAUCGAGAUCUCACUCACAAUUGCACCACAACCAGAACAGCAAUUUGAUGAACAAAGAACAUCCAUUGUUGCCUUUAAAGUCUGCAUCAUCUUCUGAAAGUUCUCCCCAUCAAUCUCAAAGCUUUUUUUCUCCAGCUUUGGAGCAAGGUGCUCAAUUUAAAAACAUCAAUGGGGAACCUCAACUAAGGAAAGUCACAGAGGAAACUUCAAACUCGUCAAUAUCGGCUCUAAAUAAUCAGAUGGGCAUUUCAAUGGAUCACAUACUGUCUCCAUUGGAAAACAGCUCGCAUUUUAACGGAGUAGCAGCAAGCAAUCCUGCUCACCCCAAUCAUGCAGAAUUUAUGGAUAUCACGUCAAUCCCAAUGUUUCAGGAGUUCGUGAACCCCUUAAAGAACGAAUUUUGA